CUUCCAAUGCUUCAUCUGUGCAAGCUCACUGACUCAUUGUUCAUCAGCAACUCGCGGUCGGCUUGCGAUGACAACCUCCUCUCAAGAGAGGGGGUGACGUUUUGCAUCAACGUGUCGAAGCAGCAGCCCUUCCCGGGGCUGAAGGUGGGCACACUGCGCGUCCCCGUCUUCGACGACCCGGCCGAGAACCUCUACAAGUACUUCGACAGGUGCGCCGAUGCGAUUGAAGAUGUCAGCCGGACUGGCGGCAGGACCCUGGUAUACUGCAAGAAUGGCCGCAGCCGCUCAGCGUCCAUCUGCACUGCCUACCUCAUGAAGUACAGGUGCCUCUCCCUCCGGGAAGCUUUCGAGCAUGUGAAGUCAGUAAGACCAACUGUGGAGCCUAAUGAAGGUUUCUGGGUCCAACUUCAAAGGUACGAAGGUGAGCUUCAGUCUAGGCAAAUCGGGACUAAUUCUUCAGCCAGUGGAUGA
Molecule: messenger RNA, 471 nt
Organism: Pristis pectinata (smalltooth sawfish)
Lineage: Eukaryota; Metazoa; Chordata; Chondrichthyes; Rhinopristiformes; Pristidae
Gene: dusp28
Product: dual specificity phosphatase 28
Exons: 2
Coding region: 7-471 (154 amino acids)
Biological process (GO): protein dephosphorylation
Cellular component (GO): cytoplasm
Molecular function (GO): MAP kinase tyrosine/serine/threonine phosphatase activity
Source: RefSeq, a predicted model, not a curated record